GCCCCGGGAGCCUGCGCGCCGAGACCCCUGCGUGUCUGCGAACAGACCUCCAGCCUCGGGCCGUCACCCCGGGACCCCGGGCAGACGCUGCAGCCCCUGUCCUGGCCUCUUGCCUGCUGCCCCCAUGAGAAAAACCAACAUGUGGUUCUUGGAGCGGCUUCGGGGGUCUGGGGAGAACGGAGCUGCCCGGGGCGCGGGGAGUGAGGCCGGGGACAAGGCCUCCAAGGGGCCCCUAUACAGCAAUGUGCUGACGCCCGACAAGAUCCCCGACUUUUUCAUCCCCCCCAAGCUGCCCUCGGGCCCCGUGGAGGGCGAGGGACAGGCCGCGCUGGGCCCGUCCACGUCGGAACAGAACCUGGCCUCCGCGGCCCCCCGCCAGACCCCACGGAGCCCCCGGCUGCCUGCCAAGCUGGCAGCCGAGAGCAAGAGCCUGCUGAAGGCAGCCACCCGGCACGUGAUCCAGAUCGAGAGUGCUGAGGAGUGGCCGCCCGAGGAGGCCACUGACACCGACCCCCAGGCCCAGGGCGCCAUGUCCCUGCCCUCGGUCCCCAAGGCCCAGACGUCCUACGGCUUCACCACGCUGGCCGAGAGCCCCCACACUAGGCGCAAGGAGUCUUUGUUCCACAGUGAGCACGGGGCCCUGGCCCAGGUGGGCUCCCUGGGUGCCGGGCGCCGCCGGGCAGCUGCCAAGGCCAACGGGGGUGAUGGGGGCCCCAGGGAGCCUGGCGGGGCCCUCAUGAGCCCCGGCCGCUACUUCAGUGGCGGGGAGAGCGACACGGGGUCCUCGGCCGAGUCCUCUCCCUUCGGGUCCCCUCUGCUCUCCCGCUCGGUGUCACUGCUCAAAGGCUUCGCCCAGGACAGCCAGGCCAAGGUGAGCCAGCUCCGGCACUCGGUGGGUCGCCACGGCUCCCUGUCGGCUGACGACAGCACUCCGGACACCAGCCCCGGGAGCCGGCGCCGCCUGACCCGCCGGGCACCCCCGGAACCUGGCCCCGAGUCGGGCCAGGCGCGUGGGGAGCACACGGUCCACGUGGGCCCUCGGGGCAGCGUGCGGCUGCUGGCGGAGUACCAGGCAGGCCAGGCCCGCCUGCGGGUGCGCCUGCUGGCCGCCGAGGGCCUCUACGACCGCCUGUACGAUGCCCGCAGCAUCAACUGCUGCGUGGGCCUGUGCCUGGUGCCCGGCAAGCUGCAGAAGCAGCGCAGCACCAUCAUCAAGAACAGCCGCCACCCAGUCUUCAACGAGGAUUUCUUCUUCGACGGCCUGGGGCCGGCCAGCGUCCGGAAACUGGCCCUCAGGAUCAAGGUGGUGAACAAGGGCAGCAGCCUCAAGCGGGACACGCUGCUCGGGGAGAAGGAGCUGCCCCUGACCUCCCUGCUCCCCUUCCUGUAAAGCGGGGACCUGCUCGCUGCCCACUCGGGUGCAGAGGGCAGACCCCCGUCUCUCCUCCACACCGGGUCCUGGCGGGCAGGUCCGCUGGCUUGGGCUGGGGCUGGGCGGGGAGGGGCUCACACUCAGGCUGGGCUGGGCCCUGAUGCUGCAGCUGACGUGGGUUUGCUGGGUCACCCGAUGCUGACUGGAGUAUUAUUUUUCAUGAAUUAAUUUCUUUGGAGGAGGAGGAGGAGAGGGGGCCUCAGGGGAAGAGAAAGGGCCACUUCGUGAGGCCCCUCCACAUUGCCUCGUCCCUUUCACGCAGAGUUCUAGCAGGAGGUUCUCAGGGGUCCAGGAAUCCGUGCAAGUGACAAGGCAGGGCCGUGGACGGGGAGGUCACAAGUCCCGGAGCCCACAGUCUCCUUCACUGCACGCGUGUCUUCCUCCCCCGCAGCCUGCCGCCAUCCAGUUCCCACCCUGCAGAGAGCAGGGCCUCACGGCAACACCAGGCCCAGGUCCAGGCCCAGACUCUGCCCGAGACGCUCCCUCCAGGGGCCAGGCUGUCUCUGGGAGACCCCAGCUUCCCAGGUUCCGGUGGUGAGCGGGACCGGGCCAGGGUGCCUUGCCGAGGGUGGGCGCGGAGGGAGCAGCUGCUGCCACAGUCAGAGCAGAGGAGGUCUUGGCAGAGGUCCGCUGGGUGGAAACCACUCUCCCGUCCUGCGUUCCUCCGACACAGCUGACACUUGCUUUUUGGGUGCAGGCCUGUCUGGCCAUUUCCGCUGUGGCGCUGGAGGGUCUUGCUCAGAGAUGCCCAGAGAGCAGCCCUGUGGCCCAUCCCUCCGCGCUGGGGGCUGCCACCCGUCGCCCUUUUGUCCAGCGUCUGCAGCUGGGAGCGACACGCGGUGACUGACGGCCGUGGCUUUGACGCCGUGUGUAAAUAGGCUGUGGCUACGGCGGGUGGGUCAGAGCCCAGGAGGCAGCUGGGGGGACCCGGCUGUGGCCUUUCAUGCUGCUCGGUGGCCGCAAGGCUUCCAUUGUGUGGUUAUGUGGGUCCUUGAAUGAUUUUGGGGGGGUGGUUUCCAGCUCAGAAUGAUGCAGAAAAGACUCAAAGCAGGGGCCAGGCCAGGGCAGUGCCUGUGCCUCUCCUGGCUGCUGGUGGGCACGGGGAACCAGGGCACAUCUGUGGCAUCCCAGGACGUCCCUCAUCAGCCCGUUUGCUGCACAUUGUUCCUCUUGACCAGGGAAGGGUGGAGGAGCUGCUUCCCAGGACUGGAGGAGCAGCCGGGCCCCUGCUGCACGUUCGGUGGGACACACCUGUGAGCCCUCCAGAGAGAGAGACAGUGCAGGGCCCUUGGGGCUGGGCCCCUUCUGAGCCUGGUGUUGCAGGCGCUCUGCUCUCUCUGGAAGCUGGGGCACCCGGGGCGGGGGCUCCUCAGGCCGGGGAGGCGGGGAGGGUGCCCUGCAUGGAGAGAGACGCUCCCCGCCUUCUCUGAUGCUCACCCCUCCCAGGCCCUGUUCUCUCUGGGGUCCCCCGUUUAACAGCCCCUGCACUGUUUGAUAUCUUAGUGUCUGAGGUUGACUGUGGGUAAAUCUGUAAGACACUCGCCAAGCGUGUUUGUUUAUAAAAGCUGUUUAUAGUGCAAUAAAGGUGUUUCGGGAAUACGGGG
This is a messenger RNA of Cercocebus atys (sooty mangabey), 3036 nucleotides long. RefSeq names its product C2 calcium-dependent domain containing 4C (gene C2CD4C). The transcript has 2 exons. The record is from RefSeq and is a predicted model, not a curated record. Bases 125 to 1390 code for a protein of 421 amino acids. Lineage: Eukaryota; Metazoa; Chordata; Mammalia; Primates; Cercopithecidae.